CUUAUCUUUCUAAAAGUUUUGUGACUGGAUAUUUUGUGUUACUGAGGAUUUGGUGACUUUUUGAAGGCGGGCUCGCUUUUCCAAGAUGGUGCACCUAAGAAGUAUGCUGCUGGGAGUCCUGAUUGCGGUGACGUUGGCUACAGCCACGCCCCGCAAGCACAAUAAACGUGACGCACCGUUGAGUUCAUCUUACGGAGCUCCGGGGAUUGGGGGAGGAGGUGGUGGUGGCGGCGGUGGUUUCGGAGGACCAUCUUCAUCGUACGGCGCCCCAAGACCCUCAUCCAAAUACGGAGCUCCUUCAAGACCUUCAAGCAGCUACGGUGCACCGUCUCGCCCGUCUUCGAGCUACGGUGCCCCAUCCAAACCAUCUGGAUCUUACGGAGUACCUAGGCCACCAGCAACUAGUUAUGGUGUGCCAACUGGACCGUCGACCACCUACGGAGCUCCUAAAAAGCCAUCGGGCUCCUAUGGAGUCCCUUCAAGCUCUUACGGUGCUCCAUCUGGAUCAUUUGGGGGCGGUGGUGGAGGAAUUUCAUCAUCUUAUGGAGCACCUUCACAUGGAGGUAGCGGCGGUGGUGGAGGAAUCUCGUCUUCUUAUGGAGCACCUUCUCAUGGCGGAAGCGGUGGUGGCGGUGGAAUCUCAUCUUCUUAUGGAGCACCCGGACAUGGUGGUAGCGGCGGCGGCGGCGGCGGCGGAAUAUCGUCUUCUUAUGGCGCACCUUCACACGGAGGAAGCGGUGGUGGCGGAGGGAUCUCAUCUUCUUAUGGAGCACCUUCUCAUGGCGGAAGCGGUGGUGGCGGAGGAAUUUCAUCUUCUUAUGGAGCACCCGGACAUGGUGGUAGCGGCGGCGGUGGCGGAAUUUCUUCUUCCUAUGGAGCGCCAUCACAUGGUGGAAGCAGCGGUGGUGGAGGAAUUUCAUCUUCAUACGGAGCCCCCGGACAUGGCGGUAGCGGCGGUGGUGGAGGUAUAUCUUCGUCGUAUGGAGCGCCCAGUCACGGAGGAAGCGGCGGAGGUGGUGGAGGCGGCGGCGGUGGGAUCUCUUCAUCUUACGGCGCCCCUAGCUUUGGAUCGUCUGGCUCUGGCUCGUUCGGAGGAUCGGGAGGAGGUAUUUCAUCUUCUUACGGCGCUCCUGGACACGGCUCAAGUGGAGGCGGCGGUGGAAUAUCAUCCUCAUAUGGUGCACCGUCUAGUUCGUACGGGGCACCUUCGUUUGGUUCAUCUGGUGGUGGAGGAUCAUUCGGUUCGUCUGGUUCAGGUGUAUCUUCGUCUUACGGUGUUCCUUCGUCCGGUUCAGGUGGAUCAUUUGGUUCUGGAGGUGGAAUCUCUAGUUCAUACGGAGCGCCAUCAUUUGGUUCAGGAUCUCAUGGUGGAGGUGGAAGUGGACCCUCUAGCUCGUAUGGUGCGCCUUUAUCCUCUGGCGGAGGUGGUUCAGGAUUCGGCGGCUCUGGUUUUGGAAGCAGUGGGCCAUCUUCAAGCUAUGGUGCACCCGCUGCAGUGCCUUCAAGCAGUUAUGGAGCGCCUAGCGGCGGCGGUGGAGGACAUGGCUCAGGUGGUUACUCCUCAGGUGGUUCAGGAGGUGGUUAUAGUUCCGGUGGUUCUGGAGGAUAUUCAUCUGGCGGAGGUCACUCUAGCGGCGGUGGCGGAUACUCUUCUGGGGGCUCUGGAGGCUACUCCUCGGGGGGUGGGCAUGGGUCUGGUGGAUACUCCUCCGGCGGUUCAGGGGGUGGGUAUUCUUCGGGAGGUUCAGGAGGAGGGUACAGUUCUGGAUCAGGUGGAUACAGUUCUGGAGCAUCUGGCGGUUAUUCCUCAGGAGGUGGACAUGGAUCUGGUGGAUAUUCUUCCGGCGGUUCUGGCGGCGGUUAUAGCUCUGGUGGUUCCGGAGGCUAUAGCUCAGGUGGCGGAUACUCCUCAGGAGGAGGUGGAGGAGGAGGUCAUGGAUCAGGGGGCUACCCAGCAGCCGUACCAGCCACUAUCAGCCAAAGUUACGAUUCCAGUGGUGGGUAUGCUUAUUAAGACUAAGUUUCCAUUUCUGACUCAAUUUAGUGUUGGAUAUAAGUGGAUUGCGUAGGUCGCAAAGUCUACGUAGACAGUGCCUUAAGUGUAACUUUUUGAAUGAAAACUCAAAGAUUUGCUUUAAGAUCAUUCAUGUAGAUUCACGCUACGCCAUAUACAAUUAGGGACUUGCCGGACAGAGCUAUAUAGCCUGAAAUCUUGAAUGAAAAGUUCUUGUGUUCAUACAAAACUGUAGACCUAUGUGUACAGUAUAGCGUGAAUCCUUCUUUAAAGCAAUACAAUGUUAUUAAUAAAAUUAUUCUAGUGAAACAUUAUGGAAGAUUUUACCAGAGUUUUUUAUCAAGUCCCAAAUAACAAAGCUCUUAAAACGAAACCAGUUUCCUACUCAAAAUCUCACAUUUAAGACACGAAAUUGUGAUCAGUAUUAAAACGUUACCAUUUCAUAAAGAUCAUAUUCCGGCCGUCAGUGCAAAGUGGCAAAACCAUUUUCUUUCAAAAUUGAGUUGAGCAUAUCAAUAUCCUCAUAAUCCUUGACCACCUAUCUCAAUUCUCUACAAUAAGGCUUUUCGGAAAAACCACUUUCUCUCUGACUGCCACUAUCAUACCAUAUCAUAUUCUACUUGAUAAGCAAUUGUAAAGUUUCUGUUAUAGCAAUUGGUUUUCUAUUAUGUACUAAAAAAGUUAUGUCUCUCUAUUUAUUAACAAAGACUAAAUGAAAAAGAUAAGAUGCCCUCGACGACGAACAUUCGUUAUAGCUUGUUUUUACAUAAUUAUUUUGAAUGUUUUCAUUAUGUAAUUAUAGUAAGAACAAUAUACUAUAGUAUGUUUAAAUGUAGGUACCUUUUGACUCGAUUGUCAUACUAUGUGAUUCAGCAUAAAGUAUGCCAAAUUAUGAAACGGCGAUUAUCUUUUCGGAUAAAUUUACGAAACACGAAAUCGAUUUAUCGCAUUGAUUUUAUAA
Pararge aegeria (speckled wood butterfly) is the source of this 2975-nucleotide messenger RNA. RefSeq names its product glycine-rich cell wall structural protein 1.8 (gene Muc91C). NCBI's taxonomy places the organism in Eukaryota, Metazoa, Arthropoda, Insecta, Lepidoptera, Nymphalidae. Gene Ontology annotation, biological process: positive regulation of transcription by RNA polymerase II. Bases 86 to 2014 code for a protein of 642 amino acids. Gene Ontology annotation, molecular function: transcription coactivator activity. The transcript has 4 exons. Gene Ontology annotation, cellular component: RNA polymerase II transcription regulator complex. The record is from RefSeq and is a predicted model, not a curated record.